UGGAGCCACGUGCUGAUCUCACAGCCAGCGUCAGUAGUGCGCUGAUUCUGCCGCGCUGAGCAUUGUGUCGUCCGACACUCGCUAACCGUCACGUGUGUGUCGUCUCCGCGAGUGUUGUGUUGGACUGUCGUGUCGUUUUCCGAUCAUCCAGUGUAAAGUUCCUAGAAUAAUGUCUUAUCGGCUAGAAUUGCAAUUUGUUGACAUUUCCGUUUGAUUACUCAUUUUUAUACCAGCAAGUUCCUCAACAUUUCCUAACGUAAUACUAAAUCAACUAGAAGUAGUUUUGAAGAAUGUAGACACCGUGGAUUCAUUGAUUAUAAAUCAUAUUUUAAGUGACAAAGAUCGCUUUCAGAGGUCCCGCCGACACGAUUGAGUGAUGUCGCUCUGUUGAUGAAGUGGCAUUGGUAAUUAAUGGAAAGCGGAGAUGGAGUCGGUGACACUGAGUGGCGGUGGCAGUGGCGAUGUGAGCAGCAGUGGCAGUGGCAGUGGCAGUAUCAGUGGAAGUGGAAGUGGCACGCCACCACAGUGCACGCGGACUCUGCGAUUAAACGGGUUGACGGUAACGGCCACGCUUCCGCCGAAAUCCAUGACCAUGUGCCCCAGGACCAGGAACUGUGGCGGUGCCGUACAGCCAGAGGAAACGUACGACCUACCGGAUGGCUCCUGUUUCCGGCGUACGAUGCACAAAUCCGGUCCCUUGCGAAGGAAUUUGAACCCCCGCACGGCUGCUAUUCGCCCCGCCAAGGACUGUGUCCCACCUCCUCAGCAGCCCCUGAAUGCUGUCAACCUGGCGCUCAACAACCUACUUGAUAAAAUCAGUAAUCUUGAUAAGAAGAUGGAGUCUCUUCUUGAAGUUUCCCAGUAA
Homalodisca vitripennis (glassy-winged sharpshooter) is the source of this 865-nucleotide messenger RNA. RefSeq lists its product as uncharacterized. The transcript is spliced from 3 exons. Bases 425 to 865 code for a protein of 146 amino acids. Lineage: Eukaryota; Metazoa; Arthropoda; Insecta; Hemiptera; Cicadellidae. The record is from RefSeq and is a predicted model, not a curated record.